Messenger RNA from Aspergillus sclerotioniger CBS 115572, 885 nucleotides. Its product is annotated as putative formin binding protein. The transcript is spliced from 2 exons. Gene Ontology annotation, cellular component: precatalytic spliceosome. Gene Ontology annotation, biological process: mRNA splicing, via spliceosome. The record is from RefSeq and is a predicted model, not a curated record. Gene Ontology annotation, molecular function: zinc ion binding; RNA binding. NCBI's taxonomy places the organism in Eukaryota, Fungi, Ascomycota, Eurotiomycetes, Eurotiales, Aspergillaceae. Bases 1 to 885 code for a protein of 294 amino acids.
AUGGCGGAGUAUUGGAAAUCAGCGCCCAAAGUUUGGUGCAAACAGUGCAAGAUCUUUAUCCGCGAUACUGCCUUUGAAAAGUCCCAACACGAGGCCACAGCCAAGCAUCAAGGCAACCUAAAGCGAUUCCUCCGCGACAUCCAUCGGAACAAUGAGCAACAACAGCGUGAAACCCAAAGAGCCAAGAAUGAGGUCGAACGCCUGCGACAGACCGUGGCCGGAUCUUCGGCGGGCGGGAAAGACGGCGAUGCGGCGCCCUGGAAACGGGCUCCCGUACCAGCUCCCCAACCCCAGGAGCGACCUGUCUCCAUCGAGGAGCGAAAGCGACAGAUGGCACAACUAGCAGAGAUGGGUGUUGCCAUUCCAGAUGAAUUCCGCAGGGAGAUGGCGUUGGCCGGAGAAUGGCAGACGGUGGCGGAGAAAGUCGUUCAACCUCGGGAUGAUGCAAAGGCCAGCCAAUCGUUAGGUGUACGGAAGCGUAAACACGAAGAGCGCGAUGAGGAGGAGGAAGAAGCGAAACGGGAAGCCGAAAGAUUUGUGAGCAAGGGCUGGGGCUCUCGGACUCUCCAGUACCCAGGCGCGGCAGAAGACACUGAUCUCGACGCACUUCUACAGUCAACAAAGGAUAUCAAGAAGGCCAAGCCUUCGAAAACUGCAGAUCCAGAUCCGAAACCCGAGGAAGAGCCAGACUCUACUAAGAGUCAGUUCGUGCCGGUCAAGUCAGAGGGGGAUGUGGCAGCUCCCGAGGCUGGUGAGCCGUCGCAGAUCAAGCAGGAAGAAACCGAGGCCGGGUCCUCGACUCCUGCAGUCAAAGACGAGCCCGAGGAGGCGCCGGCUGCAGGCGUUGUUUUCAAAAAGCGCAAGGCCAAGGUGAUGAGGAAGUAA